Messenger RNA from Chelmon rostratus (copperband butterflyfish), 2456 nucleotides. RefSeq lists its product as uncharacterized. Lineage: Eukaryota; Metazoa; Chordata; Actinopteri; Chaetodontiformes; Chaetodontidae. The transcript is spliced from 2 exons. The coding region runs from base 691 to 1734 and encodes 347 amino acids. Gene Ontology annotation, molecular function: transmembrane signaling receptor activity. The record is from RefSeq and is a predicted model, not a curated record. Gene Ontology annotation, biological process: inflammatory response; immune response; toll-like receptor signaling pathway. Gene Ontology annotation, cellular component: membrane.
CAGACCUCAGAGUGGAGGCUGUCCUUUUAACAAAGCGGAAAGAAGAACAGUGAGGAUGUUUUCACUCUUUCUUCUUCCUCUGUUUACUUUCAGUUCUCGCUCUUCCACACAGUGCGAUCGCUCUUUAUCAUAGUUGUUUGAAUUUACUGUGUCAUGACCAGGUAUGAAUGUACGUUACUGUAUGUUGUUCUUCUGGUGAGGUUGGAGUUUCAAUUCUUAAAAAGGGAAGUAGGGCGCUCUUGUUGAUGUUCUUUUGUUUUCAGCAGAAUUUAGGAGCUAUGAAAGCUAAAUAUUUUUUGUCUGUUAUGAACACUUUUCAGUGCUGAGUGUUUGACAACUUUUUUUUCUGCAGUGAGAGACACUUUUCAGAUUCUGGAUAUGGUUAUACCGGAAAUACCGGAAAUACCAUGUUGUUGUUGUAAUUUACAUCAUAUCCAACCUUGAAAUUUUUUAAAAGAUGAUGGCGCUAAUGAAGCUGCAGACAUUCAGUCACAGCCUGUCGUCCCCCUGCCUCCCUCUAUUCCUGCUCCUCCCACACUCAGAAACAGAGAGCAUUACCACGUCUUCAUUAGCUACAGCAGCACUGACUACCAGUGGACCCACUUCCUCAUCAGACGGCUGGAGUCCUGCGGCCUGCAGGUCUGCUACCACGAGCGCGACUUCACCCCCGGCCGCACCGUGUUGGAAAACAUGUCUGAAUGCAUCCAGGAGAGCCAGAAGGUCCUGCUGGUGCUCAGCCCGGAGUUUGUGAGGAGCCGCUGGUGUCUCCUGGAGGCCAACAUGUCUCUGUUCAGAGACUGCCUGGAGAGGAAGCCCAUCAUCCCGGUGCUGCUGGAGCCAGGAGUCUCUGUCCCUCUCCACCUGUGCCACCUCACCUACCUGGAGGCCAACGACCCCGACUUUAUGAAUAAGCUUCUGAAAGUGCUCUGCACCCCCAACCAGCAGCUUCAAGGGUCCACUGUGGUGCCCUUCCAGCCUCCCUCUAUCUACAACGGGAAGGCCCUGCAGCCUUUGAUGGCCGUCAAUGAUGAGGGACUCUAUACGUGGGAUUCUGGACAGUUCAGUGACAUGGAGGUGCCAGACCAACUGCGCCUGAUCAUUGAGGACCAUGACAAGUACAGAAAAGCUGUGAGGAUCGUCAACAGUGUCUUUCAGAAUAAAGUGUGGCUGCGUCCACUCUGGAUUAGAGUCCUGAUCUACAUUACUGGUGUAAUAUUUUGUUUUGGACUUGCAGGUUUAUCUACGUAUGUGUUAGUUGUAUUCAUCUGCGGCUAUUUUUUACCCGGAUUUGAAAACACAGCCCCAGUUGGACUAUGGGGGCCCACUAUUUGUAGUCUGUGCUGUUUACCAUUGGGGUUGCUUAUUCAGAUUGGUCUCUGGAAGAGGGAUGAUGAGAAGUACAUAGUGAGGGAGAUGAACAAAGCUAUGGGUCAAGCAAACACAAUCCUCUCUGAGGAGAAGGUUUUAAUGGGCUGUCGGUCCAAUUCUAAAAUCUAUCUGGUGUAUGUUUCCCUGGACGGUUGCAAACGUGAGUUUGCAGAAACGUUUUCUGAGCAGGUUGUUGCUGAGGAUAUGUUUCAAAGAGCUCUGAUCUUCUUCUCAUCAGGUUACGCCUGCUGCCUUGCUAAAAGACACUUUCACUUUCCCCUGCCGAGCUCCACCGGCCACCUGGAGGGAGGGGUGUGUUUCUGUCAGUAUGUCUCCCAGCAGCUGAGCACAGGGCAGUGGGAGUAGCAGUAACAGUGCAGACCAGGAAUGGACAUUCACUUUAUGAGUAAUUCAGUAGUGAUUCAACACAAACAGUUCUUCCAAAGAUUCCAAAGCAACCUCCCUGUUCACGGUGCAUAUUUUGUUAAAUUUAGUUACCUUGAAUCAAAAAAGCAAACAUUUCUAAGCUGUGUUAAUGCAGGAAAGGCUCUUUGCUUUUUGUCAUCUCUUACUCCUACUUGCUGUUCAUAUUUCAGGGUCUAUUCGACGAGACAGAGGAACUAAUUUGCAUUCUCAGCCUGAAUCAAUCACAUGUGAACAGUUUUAAAGAAAUUAUGACUGGUGCAGCUUUAAAAAGUGAUUUGCUUCGUGUUAAUUUUCAGCCGAAAAAAGGUAUGAAGGAUUUCAGGACAAUGAGGUUUUUAUCUUUUUACAAAUGUUCACUGCUUUGCUCAAAGACAGAAAAUGACCUUCAUGCGAACGGUUUACUUGAUAAUUAGCAAACACUAAUUCCAGAUAAUUAGUGAAACCAAAGAGGCAUAAUCAGUCACUAGUCAGGUGUAAUUUAUACAGUGUACAGACAUGGAAGUCUUUAGGAUUCACUGAGUAAUGCUAAUGCUCGAGGCUCGCUGUCAGAGACACAACAGAGACAGGAAGAAAGGGAAAUUUGCAUUUUACCAUGUUAAAUAAUUCUACUUUUUUAAAAAUUGUCAUUGUGAUUGUUGAUUCCUUCAUUAAAAUGCACUAUA